AUGUCUGACGUAAGAAGUGAUCGGGUUGCAGCGCCCCCCUAUGAGGUCGACGAGUGCAGAGGAGUGCUCCGUGUCUACAGCGACGGCUCGAUCGUCCGAUCCACCAAACCAAGCUUCGGCGUCCCCGUCCACGACGACGGCACCGUCCUCUGGAAGGACGUUCAGUUCGAUUCCACUCACAACCUUCACCUCCGCCUCUAUAAGCCGGCCGCCUUGCCUCCCUCCGCCAAACUCCCAAUUUUCUACUACAUCCACGGCGGGGGCUUCUGCAUCGGCUCACGAACCUGGCCUAACUGCCAGAACUACUGCUUCCGCCUUGCUUCCAGCUCCAAGCCUUGA
Thlaspi arvense is the source of this 339-nucleotide messenger RNA. NCBI's taxonomy places the organism in Eukaryota, Viridiplantae, Streptophyta, Magnoliopsida, Brassicales, Brassicaceae. The record is from the annotation of a GenBank genome assembly.